CAUUCAUCAGUCUUCUUCACCCUUUUGCCUCACUCAAUAACAGAGAAGGGUUUUGAGCUAUAGAGAAAGACUUUACAUUUUCAUUAUCUUAACACUUGUGAUAGAUUGAUAUGGCUAGAAUCGACUCUGCCAAGAUCAAAUGGUUCACAUUUAUUACUGUAAUUCUCAUACCUGCCAUUUCUGAUCUAUCCUAUGCUCAACCACAAGAAGACGGUCUUGUAAUCAAUGGUGACUUUGAAACUGUUCCAACAGGAGGUUUUGCAAGAGAUGGUGUAUUACCCGAUGGUCCAAUUUCAAUACCCGGUUGGAAAUUAACCGGCACGGUUGAGCUAGUUGAAUCCGGGGAGAAACAGGGUGGAAUGAUCUUGAUAGUUCCUCAGGGUCUUCAUGCAGUUAGGUUAGGUAACGAUGCUGAAAUUAGUCAGGAUGUGAAGGUGGAGAAAGGUGCUCUUUAUUCCAUCACUUUUAGUGCAGCCCGAACCUGUGCCCAGCUUGAAUCGUUGAAUGUUUCGGUUCCACCAGCUUCGGUUACCAUUGAUUUGCAAACCCUUUAUAAUAUUCAGGGUUGGGAUGCUUAUGCCUCAGCUUUUCAAGCUGAGGAAGACAAUGUGCAGGUUGUGUUUAAAAACCCGGGAAUGGAGGAUGACCCGACUUGUGGCCCGAUCAUUGAUGAUAUCGCCAUUAAAAAACUCUUCACACCCGACAAACCUAAAGAUAAUGCUGUUCUUAACGGGGACUUUGAAGAAGGUCCAUGGAUGUUUAGAAAUGAGUCACUUGGUGUUCUCCUACCAACAAACCUAGAUGAACAAACCUCGUCUCUGCCCGGUUGGAUUGUGGAAUCGAACAGGGCAGUUCGAUACAUAGACUCUUAUCAUUACUCGGUUCCUCAAGGGAAACGGGCAAUUGAGUUACUAUCGGGUAAAGAAGGGAUAAUAUCUCAAAUGGUGGAGACUAGUCCUAACAAAGAGUAUAGGCUUUCGUUUGCUGUGGGACAUGCCGGGGACUCGUGUAAACAACCGCUUGCGAUCAUGGCCUUUGCGGGUGAUCAGGCUCAGAAUGUUCAUUACACACCAAAUGCCAAUUCUACAUUCCAAAUUGAGUCCGUUAACUUUACGGCUAAGGCGGAGAGAACACGGGUGGCGUUCUAUAGUAUUUAUUAUAACACGAGGAGCGACGAUAUGAGCUCGUUGUGUGGGCCGGUGAUUGACGAUGUUAGGGUUGUGUUGUCGAGAUCGGUUGUUUCGAAUGAAGUUGGAAGGGUAGUUGUUAUGGUAUGUUUAUGUCUUUUGUUGGUGGUGUUGGGUUAAUUAAGAAACUAUGAGAUGUUGUUUCUUCUUUCCUUUUUGUUUGGCAUUAAGAAAUGAGUUUGUAUAAUAUGUAUGGGUUAAUGAUCAAAUGUGUCAUCAACUUCUUUAAAUGUUUUUUGAGUUAUUAUUAUAAUUGAGGUAAGAUUCUAUUGGCA
Molecule: messenger RNA, 1462 nt
Organism: Impatiens glandulifera
Lineage: Eukaryota; Viridiplantae; Streptophyta; Magnoliopsida; Ericales; Balsaminaceae
Exons: 3
Coding region: 111-1307 (398 amino acids)
Cellular component (GO): plasma membrane
Source: RefSeq, a predicted model, not a curated record